GGAGCUAAGACACAUUGCAUUAAAAUCACCGAGAUGGAGCCGGGUGUAAAUGGGCGUGCAUAGUUUUUCUGGAAGGUAGGAUGGAGGGAUCCGGGAAAAAGGGAGAGAGAGUGAGAAAGAGGGAUAUGCUUGUACUUCCUCUCCGCCCAUUCUUUCAUGCUUGAUGAGUAGCCCGCAGUGCAGGCUUUGUCCAAGUCAUUGUCACAGGCUUAGAGAGCCUCUUUGCCAAGUGAGAGGCUUUGGCGACAUAUGUCACUUCAGUGAGUCUCCUUUAGCCGCUUGAGUGGAGGGGUGGGCAGGGAGGCGUGUCUGUGCACCAGGAGAGGAGCAACGUGAGGUGGAGGACGAAGGACAUGUCAGAGAUGUUAGUUCAUAGAGAGUUGUUGGAAUGAUCCCUUGAUGGUCCAGUCCCAUACUUUUUCCAUGGGCUUGUAGUGUAGCUGCGUUGGGCCUCUUCUAGAGGUGGACUUCAGAUGUGGAAUGACUCAAAAACCAGUCCUCUCUGCCUUGCAAAUUCCAAGUGAUGCCAGUUGAUCUGCAUCAACACGUUCUCGUAAUCCCUACUGUCUCCGUUAACCAGUUGAGGGUGAUGAGGGUGAUGAGGGUGGUGGGGACCCUGCAGCUUGUUCUGCUUCUGACCUUGACCUCCCGGGCAGCGGGCUUCAAUAUUCCUCUGGAAGUGGAACAGCCUCCAACCAUAAUAACUCACACAUCUGGUCCAAUUGUUGCCCUUCCUUUUGAUAACACCGUAAAGAUCAGGUGUGAAGCCAGGGGCAACCCACCACCAGAAUACAAAUGGACAAAAGAUGGCAAAGUCUUUAUCCCUCCACACUUCACAACAAACAAAACCAACCACAGUGAUGGCACUUUUGUCCUUCACAACAAGCACCUCCUCCAGUUUCAGGGUAAAUACAGAUGCUACGCUUCUAACAAGCUUGGAACUGCCAUGACGGAGGAGAUUGAACUGAUUGUUCCCAGUAUUCCCAAGUUUCCAAAUGAAGGCAUUGAUCCCAUUGUUGUUAAGGAGGGAGACCCAAUCAUCUUGCACUGUAACCCUCCAGAAGGUGUGCCCCCACGUCAGAUCUACUGGAUGUCUAUUGGUCUCCAGCACAUUGAGAAGGAUGAGAGGGUUUCCAUGGGCAUUGAUGGCAACCUGUACUUCUCAAAUGCCUUACAGAAAGACAGCCGGCGGGACUACUGUUGCUUUGCUUCCUUCCCGAAAAUCCGAAGAAUUGUCCAGAAAACUGCGAUGGCUGUUAUUGUCAAGAGCUUGAAAGCUGACAAUGAGUCUGCUGACAGCGUCGAUGCCACUCCUGAAGCCCCCCCAGUGAGAAAACCUGGCCUGUUGCUGCCCCCUGGUGUUCAGACAGAGAAGUUGCUGUUGAAGGGAGAGCGUCUGCAGCUCGAGUGUAUACCACAUGGAUAUCCCACUCCAACGAUAAAAUGGAUGAAAUUGGGAGACAAGAUGCCCUCACGGACAAAAUAUGACAACUAUGGAAAGCUAUUGAUCAUCUCUGCUGUGGAAGAGAAGGAUGGGGGGAAAUACAUGUGUAUAGCUGAAAACUCUGCUGGAAAGGCUGAUCACUAUUUUGAUGUAAUAGUGGAAGAGCCGCCAAAGUGGCAGACGGAGCCUCCUCAGAGCCAGCUGAAUGUGAGUGGGUCUGAUGUUCACAUCAAGUGUGCGGUCAGUGGAAAACCAUCGCCAGUCAUAACAUGGAGGAGGAAUGCAGGAUUGUUCAGAGAUGACUCACAGAAGAACAGCCGAGUGCUUGAUGACACUUUGAUUAUCCACAACGCCAGACCAGAGGACAGCGCCGUCUACCAGUGUGACGCUUCCAACAGUCAUGGCAGUCUUCUGGCCAACAUUAACAUCAUGAUCAUGAAUAUGGCUCCUCGGAUACUGACAAGGGACCACCAAGAGUACGCUGUAGUACUAGGAGGGGACAUUAUCAUGAACUGCAGUGUUUUUAGCUCUCCACCACCCAGCAUCUCUUGGGCCAAAGAUGAGACUCCAGUAACCACAGAGGGGGGACGAUUUGCCAUUCUGCAGGACAGAUCUUUUCAAAUCAUCCGUGCAGAAAAAAACGACAGUGGGAAUUAUGUGUGUGUUGCCUCAAACACAGAGGGCAAGUCGGCUGUCACUGCUGUGCUGGAUGUGAAAGACCCCACAAAAAUAGUAGAUCCACCUCGGGAGGCGCAGAUCAUCAGUGGGACCACAGCCCAGUUCACUUGCCAGGCAGAGUAUGAUAAAAGCCUGCAGAGCACCUUUGAGGUGGUAUGGAGGAAGGAUGGGGAGAAGAUCCCAUUGUCAUUUGAGGAAAAUUCCAGAUACUUAGUGGCUGAUGGCUUACUGCAGAUCAUGAAUGUGAACCUGAGUGAUCAGGGAUUUUACACAUGCAUUGCUAGAACCAGCCUUGAUGAGGACAAUGCCACUGCACUGCUCACCAUACUGGACGUUCCUGAUGCUCCAAAAAAUUUAACGAUUCUUGAGUUAGAGAGUCCGAGAAACGUCAGUCUGUCUUGGGUGCCCGGGAGUGAUCACAACAGCUCUGUAACAGAAUUUAUAGUGGAGUAUGAGGAGAGCCAAUGGGAGCCUGGCAGGUGGAGGGAGCUACAGAAAGUCCCUGGUAUCCAGGCAACAGCCGAGCUGGCACUACAUGGACACCUUAACUACCAGUUCAGAGUGUAUGCUGUUAAUGCUGUUGGACCUGGACCCCCCAGUGAGCCCACUAAGAGACACAAAACACCCCCUGCUGCUCCUGAUAGAAACCCAGAAAACAUCAAAAUUCAAGGCCAUCUUCCUCAUCAAAUGGACAUUAGCUGGGAGCCGCUGCUGCCUAUCGAACACAAUGGCCCAGGCCUCGAGUACAAGGUGAGCUACAGAAAACUGGGAGUGGAGGAUGUCUGGAGGGAGCAUCUGGUCAAAAGACACUCCUUUGUCGUGAGAAACACGUCCACUUUUGUCCCCUACGAGAUCAAAAUUCAGAGCAGGAACAGCCACGGCUGGGGACCUGAACCUAAACUUGUUACUGGUUACUCCGGAGAAGAUGUCCCUACUGCAGCACCACGGGAUGUAGCUGUGGAGGUGUUCAACACCACUGUUCUGAGAGUUAGCUGGACCCCGGUUCCACCUGCCACAGUGAGAGGUCAUCUAGGGGGCUAUGAUGUUCACUGGCUGAGAAAACGGAGUCUGUUGAAUCCCAACAACAUUUUAGAUGAGCGCCAGUCCAUGUCUUUUCCUGGAAAUAGGACUCAUGCCAUCGUGCCAGGCCUUGAACCUUUCUCCGAGUAUAGACUCACUGUCAACGUUUUCAACAAGAAGGGCAAUGGGCCCCACAGUGACCCGGUCACCUUUAGCACUCCAGAGGGAGUUCCUGAGCAAGUGCCCAUCCUGACCACCUCCAAUGCCCAGAAAGACUCAGUUUUGUUGGUAUGGGGUCCACCGCUGGAGGCAAACGGCAUCCUCACUGGGUAUCUCCUGCAGUACCACCUCAUUAAUGAGACCACAAUGGAAGUGGUUGAUUCCCAGGAGAUAAACAUCAAUGUGGCUGACACCACCCAGUGGUGGCUUGAGGGCUUAGAGGAGGGGAGCCUCUACCGCAUCCACCUCAGUGCCUGCACUCGAGCCGGUUGUGGACCUCCGCUGGCACAGGAGUGCAACACAGCUGCUAAAGCACAUUUGUCCCCAACUCCAGCUGUGGCCCCUGUUCAGAGCAACCACAACUGCUCUCUCUUCUUUCCCAGCUCUAUCCGCAAUUCUACUCAUCCUCCUCUAGUUCCAGCCCUGUUGAACAUAAGCUCUUAUGUGAGUGACACCUUUGCCAAAAUCAGCUGGACUGCCAGAGAAGAGCAGCAGGACUCGCAGCUUUAUGUGGCUUAUAUGAAUAACCGUGAAGGUAACUGGCGGAUUUCAGAGGCUGUAAACACUUCUCAAAGUUUCCACAUAAUCGAUGGGCUCAAACCCGGAGCGGUGUACACCGUACGCCUCAUGGCCAAGGGGCUACUCGAUAACGCUAGCAUUUUUGAAGACGUUAUCCAGACUCGAGUCAAAGGUGCAGAAGGUCGGCGAGGCGACUUAUCAACCCAGGGCUGGUUCAUUGGGACCAUGUGUGCUGUGGCACUCCUCACCCUUGUUGCGCUCAUGGCCUGCUUUGUGCGGAGAAACAAAGGUGGCAAGUAUGCAGGUACGCCGCCGCCACCACAGCAUCAAGACAUGUUCUCCAUGGAAAAAGUGAAAGAGAAGGAAGACCUCCACCCUGACGUGGAGUCACACAGAAUGAAUGAUGACACAUUCUGUGAAUACAGUGACAGCGACGAGAAGCCACUGAAGGGCGGGAGCUUGUGUUCUCUGAAUGGCGAUGGUGCGUUGGGGGACAGCAUCAGCAGAGACAGCCUGGUUGACUACGCAGACGGGGAAGUAGAAUUCAAUGAGGACGGUUCAUUUAUCGGAGAAUAUUCCGGACGAAAGCGUGGAGGCUCUGUUAGUGAGCCCAGUGGACCCAGCCCAGUCACUGCAUAAAGCCAGGCUCCAGUUGAAAUGGUCUACUUCAAAUCCUUUCAAGAUACUUUUAUAAAUUCAGCUCCGUGGCAUUAAAUAUAGCUUGAAUAGCCAAAUAUGGGGAAUAAAAAUGACUCAAAUGUGCAGACUGUUUUUUUAUUUUUACAUUAGGCAGACGUUUUGCCCAGGGACUGGAAAGGAAAUAAUAAAUCCACCAUACACAUCCAUGUGAAUACCAUGCAUGUCUUUGUACAUACUGUGAGAGAAUGAGCUGUAUCAUUUGAGUGUUUCAUGAUUUUAUUAAUGAUAAUAAAGUGUUUUUUAUACCUACUAUCAGCCACAA
This is a messenger RNA of Dicentrarchus labrax (European seabass), 4841 nucleotides long. RefSeq names its product neural cell adhesion molecule L1-like protein. Lineage: Eukaryota; Metazoa; Chordata; Actinopteri; Moronidae. Gene Ontology annotation, biological process: cell-cell adhesion. The record is from RefSeq and is a predicted model, not a curated record. Gene Ontology annotation, molecular function: protein binding. The coding region runs from base 524 to 4519 and encodes 1331 amino acids. The transcript is spliced from 30 exons.